CCUAGCUACGUCGCUCUAAUGCGCAACCAGAAAACUAUUACUCCCUCUUGAGCUAGAGUAUGAUUUUUCAAGAAUUGCACGCUCCGUUUCGCCUUCGCCUCGCAUUAGAGUAUGAUUUUUUCAAGGAUUGUACCUUCUAGAAGAUUCGAAACGAGGGAGAGAACUUCCAGGUUCUGGAAUGUUGCGAAUGAGUCAAGGAUGGGGCCGAAGAAGUUGUUGCCGGUGAGGUCGAGGUAGCGGAGGUUAAGAAGUUGUGGGAGGGUGUUUGGGAGUGGGCCAUUGAGAAGAUUCUGGGAGAGGUCGAGGUGGAUGAGGUUUUUACAGAGGGAGAUUUCUGAAGGUAGGGUUUCGUUGAUGGAGUUGUUGAACAGGUUCACAUAAAUGACCUUUGGGAGACAAUACAAGAUGUUUGAGAGGAAUGGGCCUCCGAUGUUGGUGUCGGACAAGUCCAACUCCGUUACGGUGGUGUUUGUUGUCGCGUCGCAGGUUACGCCAUACCAGUUGCAGGGAGUAGCAUCUCGUGAGUUCCAUGAAGAGAGUUUUGAGUCUGGGUCGUCUAAGGAGAGUUUUAGCUGGUGGAGGUAUAAGCCUUCUUGGUUCAGACACGACACCAAAGUUGUUGCUAGUGAGAAGAAGAGAAUGUAGACUAUGAUGAUGAUGGAAACUGUUGUUUGGUUUUUUGGGUUUGAGUUUGUCAUUGCAAGAGAAAUUGUUGCGUUGAGUGUGGGAGUGGAGAGUGUGGGUUCAAUUUAUUUGCUUUCAAUUGGAGGCUUAGAGAGAGUGUGUGUUUAUGUUUGUGUUUGAGUGCAGGAAUUGUCAAUGAAUUCUUUGCAGCAUGUUCGCUCUGCUUUGGCUUCGGUGAUAAUGGGAAUGGCUCCAGUUUUAGAAAAGAUACAAGUGUGGUACCACCACUUAUCUAUGCUGUAAUGGGAACCUCGAGGGAGAUAGCAAUUGGUCCGGUGGCAGUGGUUUCUCUUCUGUUAUCCUCAAUGAUGGAGAAAUUAGUAGACCCUGCUACUGAUCCAGUGGGUUAUACAAAGCUGAUUUUGCUUGCUACUCUCUUUGCUGGUAUCUUUCAGACUUCCUUCGGACUCCUCAGACUUGGGUUCCUUGUGGAUUUCCUAUCCCAUGCUGCAAUAGUUGGAUUUGUGGCAGGAGCAGCCAUUGUGAUUGGGCUUCAACAGUUAAAGGGACUCUUAGGAAUCACCAAUUUUUUGACCAAGACCGACAUAGUCUCUGUCAUGAAAGCUGUUUGGGAAGCAAUUCAUAAUCCAGGUAAAAGGAAGAAGAAACUAUUCUGGUUGGCAUCAAUCUCUCCUCUUGUAUCUGUUGUUGUGUCAACUUUAAUUGUGUUUAUCACAAGAGCUGAUAAAAAUGGAGUUAAAAUUGUGAAACAUGUCAAAGGGGGGUUGAAUCCAAGAUCCCUCCAUCAGUUAGACUUCAACAACCCCUACAUUGGAGAAGUGGCUAAAAUUGGACUAGUGGUUGCUGUCGUUGCCCUUACUGUGAGUAACCAAUUAUAA
This is a messenger RNA of Glycine soja, 1523 nucleotides long. RefSeq names its product sulfate transporter 2.1-like. The transcript is spliced from 4 exons. Bases 927 to 1523 code for a protein of 198 amino acids. Lineage: Eukaryota; Viridiplantae; Streptophyta; Magnoliopsida; Fabales; Fabaceae. The record is from RefSeq and is a predicted model, not a curated record. Gene Ontology annotation, biological process: transmembrane transport. Gene Ontology annotation, cellular component: membrane.